AUGGGGGAGCACUAUUAUAACAAACUUCAUGACAUCAACAACUUCAUCAACUUCAUCAACAUCGUCUUUGGCAACAGAAACUUUUUCACUAAAAGGACAAAGGAACUCAAACCUGCUGUCCAAAGCGCUCCUGGUUGGAAGCUGUUUGGAAAAGUCCCACCCAGGGAAAACCUUUUGAAAGAUUCCAAAAUUAUUCAGCAGGAUGACAGUUCUGGCAGUCUUGCGUCAAUAUCUGCUCUCAGUCUAUUAAACACAGGGGAAUAUGAAGCACGGACAGGAAGAAUGUAUAAACCUCCACCUCCAUCAGCAAGACGCAAAAACAUUGAAUUUGAACCACUUUCAACUACUGCUUUGAUUCUGGAGGAUCGACCAGCAAAUCUUCCUGCCAAAUCAGUGGAGGAGGCUUUACGUCACCGCCAGGAAUAUGAUGAGAUGGUGGCAGAGGCAAAAAAACGAGAAAUUAAAGAAGCACAUAAAAGGAAAAAAAUAAUGAGAGAGCGUUUCAAGCAAGAAGAGAAUAUCGCUAGUGCUAUGGUGAUUUGGGUCAAUGAAAUACUGCCUAACUGGGAAGGCAUGCGUGCUACCCGAAGAGUUCGAGAGCUGUGGUGGCAGGGGUUACCCCCAAGUGUACGUGGGAAGGUCUGGAGUCUAGCUGUGGGAAAUGAAUUAAAUAUCACUCCUGAACUUUAUGAAAUCUUCUUGUCGAGAGCUAAGGAACGAUGGAAAAGCUUCAGUGAGACAAGUUCUGAGAAUGACAUAGAAGAUGCAGGUGCAUCUGUUGCUGAUCGUGAGGCCAGUCUGGAGCUAAUUAAGUUGGAUAUAUCACGCACAUUUCCAUCCCUGUAUAUUUUCCAGAAGGGUGGUCCUUAUCAUGAUCUCCUGCAUAGUGUUUUAGGAGCAUAUACAUGUUACAGACCGGAUGUGGGAUAUGUACAAGGGAUGUCCUUCAUUGCUGCUGUGCUCAUUCUCAAUCUGGAAGAGGCAGAUGCUUUCAUUGCCUUUGCUAACCUUCUAAAUAAGCCAUGCCAGCUGGCCUUUUUCCGUGUGGAUCACAGCAUGAUGCUGAAAUACUUUGCAGCCUUUGAAGUAUUCUUUGAAGAAAAUCUUCCCAAAUUGUUUCUUCAUUUCAAAUCAUACAGUCUUAGUCCAGACAUAUAUUUGAUAGACUGGAUUUUUACACUCUACAGCAAGUCAUUACCACUUGAUCUGGCCUGUCGUGUCUGGGACGUUUUCUGUAGAGAUGGAGAAGAAUUUUUGUUUAGGACAGGGUUAGGAAUCCUUCGGUUAUAUGAAGAUAUUCUCCUACAGAUGGACUUUAUUCAUAUAGCACAGUUUCUAACAAAACUUCCAGAAGACAUUACAUCGGAAAAGCUUUUUAGUUGUAUUGCAGCUAUUCAGAUGCAGAAUAGUAACAAAAAAUGGGCACAGGUGUUUGCCUCACUGAUGAAGGACAACAAAGAAGGGGACAAGAACCAUAGCCCAGCACUGAAAAGCUAAUCAUCGUAAUGUUGAGGUCAGUUGAAAACGUGGAAAACCACUUGAUGACAAAGGAGUUUUCACAUCGCUUCUAUGUGGAAAAGCACUACAGAAAAUGUGAACGUGAGAUGGAAAACCGACACAGUUCUCAGUGGAGUAAUGAACUGAUGAAUCUUCACCCUUUUGCCAGUAUUAGCUUUUGUCGUGGGAAGAUUUGUUUUCACACAGAAUACUAAAACCUCUGAAACUGAGAAGCGGGAGAGUUCAUAUUUAACACUUUAAAAGAAUCAGCUCAAUGCAAUAAACAUUUGUAAUAACUUCUGUUGGUACUUAAAAAAAAAAAUUUUGAGGCAUAACUUUUUUUACAAAUACCACAAAGGCACUUUUUUUCUGGGGGGGAGGAUGAGGGAAGUGCUAAAUCUUAAUGUCCCAAAACUGCUAUCCAAACCAAAUGCUUUGGUACAAAUAUUACCUCCAAAAUUAACCAUUUGAAAGUACUGAGGACCAAAUAAUGUUGUUUGGUAUGUUUAUGUGCAAGAUGGUUAAAAUUUGGGAAGGGAUAUUGUCUUAUUUACUUGUGGUGAGUUGUUUUUUUUUUUAAGUUGCAGCUUCAUUCUUCAGUCUGGGCAAAUGUAAUUAACUCAGGAACUGUGGAAGUAUUGUGCCCAAACCUGUUAGAGCAAAAAAUCCUCUGAAUUUUAAACAGUGGUAAGAUCAGGGCUGUUAUUUUUAGAGUGCACAGCUUUCCAAGCGAGUGCUGUUAAGCAUUUGUUUUGGUGUAUUGGUUGUGCAGCUUAUUAAAAAUGGAGCGGAUAUUCUGUGAAGGGGUUUUGCCACCAGAAGUUUUAUUUUUGUUGAGCCAUU
This is a messenger RNA of Opisthocomus hoazin, 2340 nucleotides long. The record is from RefSeq and is a predicted model, not a curated record. NCBI's taxonomy places the organism in Eukaryota, Metazoa, Chordata, Aves, Opisthocomiformes, Opisthocomidae.